ACCAGAAUGGCGCGCAAUCCGACCUUAGCAAAUGUUAAGCACCUCCUAUGAAGUUAUGGUCGGUCCCAGGUUAGGCAAUAAAAUCUGCCUACACUAACCUACAAGUGACAGCGGCAGAAUGAAAAAUGGUUUCUAUUCUAACUGCUGUCAAUUCCGGUAACGUGCCUUUAAGUUCCUGUAAUGCAAUUAAAAACUUGGUAGAAUAAUAGGAUUUGUUUUCGCAUGUUUUUUUUUUUUUUUUUUUUGAAGGAUACGAACUCUGAAACUCUAAUGUACAUAGUUAGUGACUUCAGUCCUCGGUAGUUUAGCCGGAAAAACCCAGAUUUUGUGAGAAACAAACCAAAAAUACGAAGCAAUAAUCUGGAAGUUAUAUGAAAAUAUAAACAGUGAAAGACCUUUUUCUACAAACACCGUUGACAGAAGUCUCUUAUGAUUUGAAGGUUCAAUCUGCAUUCUUCCUCAGAAAGCAGAAAGUACAGUAGAUGAGACAGAAGACUUGGACAACUGCAGUUACAGAGACAGUUACUGAAAGAGGCAUAAUGCAAUCGUUUUUGAAUGAAUGGCUAUGGUGUGAAGAGUACUGGCUCCCACCGGGAAUUUCAUGGAAAGAUAUGACAGAAACAGAUGACAUCCACUACCCUCAACCUCGGCAUCUCUUCUUUAGUGUUAUUUUUGGCUUGGUCUUCAUUGUCCUUCGACAUCUUUUUGAAAGAUAUGUGGCAAUACCCUUAAGUCAACAUAUGGGUGUCAAGGAGAAGUCACGGCUAAGAGCAUUCGCAAAUCCAGUACUGGAAACAUUUUACAGGAAAAGAAGGAUUCCAGAUAAAGCUGAACUGUUCUGCCUGUCAAGGCAGUGCAACAUCCCUUGUCAAAAAGUGGAAAGAUGGUUCAGACGUCGGAGAAACCAGGACCGUCCUGGCAUUACAAAGAAGUUCUGUGAAGCAAGCUGGCGGUUUUCUUUCUACUUCUUUGCAUUUUUUGGUGGCCUGUCUAUGCUGUUUAAUAAACCGUGGUUUUGGGAUCAGAGAGAAUGCUGGACAGGAUACCCCCAACAGCAAAUACUUCCUUCCAUGUACUGGUACUACAUGACAGAACUGGCAUUUUAUUGGUCUCUUCUUUUCAGAGUAGCCUUUGAUGUGAAAAGGAAGGAUUUUACCGAACAGAUAAUCCACCAUAUUGUUACCAUUGUCCUUAUUGGAUUCUCCUACUGUGCAAACUACAUCCGCGUAGGAAGUCUGGUACUAAUUGUCCACGAUGCAUCAGAUUUCUUCUUAGAGUCUGCAAAAAUGUUCAACUAUGCGGGAUGGAAACGUACCUGCAAUGUCCUCUUUGUCAUUUUCAGCAGUGUUUUCUUUAUUACCCGUUUGGUGAUCUUCCCAAGCAAGGUGAUCUACACUACAUAUUACUUUUCCAUGGAAAUAUUUAAACCUUUCUUUGGCUACUAUUUUUUCAAUGCCCUUCUCAUGAUCCUGCAGUUGCUGCAUGCAUUUUGGGCUUACCUUAUUCUCCUCAUGGUUUACAAGUUCAUCUUUAUUGGCAAGCUUGACAAGGAUGAACGGAGUGAUGUUGAAGAAAGUGAUGACAGCAGUGAGGAAGAGAAAGGGAAGGAGAAGCAGAGAAAAAAUGGUACCAAUGGAGUCAUUCACACAGGAGAAGUCGACUGUCGUGCAGUAACCGAGGAGAACAGCUACAGCCAUGGCAAGCCAGAUAUCACAAAUGGGCACUUAAAAUCUAGCUAGCUGUGGUGUUUUCUAGUGGAUGAACUCGUUUUGUGCAGUUUUAACUGAUAUUUCUAGUUUUUAUGAAUUCUUUGUAGAAAGAAUGCAAACAUAGGCUGCUUUCUUCUCUUUUCAGAGACCGAGACAACUAGCAUGUUAAUGUGAUGUCCUGAUUAUAUGUAUUUUGUUGUAAUUUAUAAUGCCGUCCUUGUUUGUUCCACUCGUUCUCUAAGCUAGAAUGUAUAAUAUACUUGCUUGUAUUUCAAAGGCAUUUCUCAUCCUUAAAAGGCCUUUUGAAACUAAAGUAGCUCAGUAGGCUGAAAUCUCUAACCAGUGAGGGUGUUUUAGCAACUUCUGUUAAUGCAGAUAUGUUUCACAAUCUGUUCAAAUGUGUAACUGCAUUUCCGUUAAGAAGUUUCAUAGGUUGACUUCAGUCAUGAAUUUAAGUAUUUCUAGUGUUCUACUAGCAUGAAUCACACAGUGAUGUGGGAGCUGUUAUGACUUGGCAGCAAACAUAACAUUCUUCAUUUACAUUCCAUUGAAAACUGAAAGAACUUUCCCUGACUUUGCCAUGCCAUUUCAGUUACCUAUCUUAUCAUAUUCCCCAUUCAGAAAUAGUGCCAUUGCUUUAUUUCUGCUCACUACCUCUAAAGUGCAUAUUCUGACCAGUUUCUAAUCAUUAAAUUAUUAACGCAACAGGAUGUUUUGCUAUAAAGGGUAAUGCUAACACCUCCAGACUCGUACUGAAUUAUUUUUGAACAUACAAUACCCAAUGUUUUAGACAAAACUUCUAUAUAUUUAUUUACAUUUUUCUAACAAGUUUCUAAUAAAUGUUGAGUAUAUUUAAUUUCCUGCUACUUACUCUGCAGUUUGUCAGUGGAAAUUCCCAACUCACAGUUGCACUAUUUUGUAAGAUUUGACUGUUUGUUCGGGGGCGGUAGCUAAACAUAGAUAAUACGUAUUGGUGAAGGACUGAUUAAGCUAAAAUUUUUUUUCUGCAAGUAACCUACCCCUUUAUUCUGAAUGCAUUUAAUGGCACAGUCAGUGACAGUGAUGGGCCUACACUGGCAGUAAAGCAGAACUGCAGAAAAGUCUCAAAGAAGAUGCAUAAAAUCCUCAUCUCCAGACCCUGUCAAAGCAAGGAAACAUCUGUAGAGAUAUACUUGCAAAUCUGCCUUUGUCAAAGCAUCGUGGUCUGGCAGUUGGUACAUUGGAUCAAGGCUGUGAGCUGUAGCUUCUGAGGGUACACAUUUUGAUCCCCUCAGCCUCAGUUGCCAGCAGUGUGACCUUAAGCAAGUUACUUAAACAGACGUUGCUCCUGGGACGCCCCUGAAAAGGGACCUUAUGCCAGUAGACCUACAUGAUUAACAAAUGCUUAUUAUUAGCUGAAAUAGUAGUAUCACUGAGUGUGAGUUGCAUUUAAACCUUUUGAAAACCUUACACUCGAAUCUAGGACCAUUCCUUAGAGAAGGAAUGUAAUCAGUUACAGAAAUAUAAUUCCUGUGUAAGUUGUCUUUUAGCUCUGUGAAAUGGGCCAGAGCAGUAGCUUUUCUGACAGUUUUGUAUGCAUUUUGUUAUUAGAUUUGCCACCAUAAAUUAACUGGAGGGAUAUAGUAUGAUCGGUCCAACUUUGUUUCCUAAUUUCUAAAUUCAUAAAGUUGUGUGUUAUGUGGUUGGGUCUGUACUUCUACUAGAAUACAUAGUCAGAGCAUACCUCUCUCAAUUGUACAGAUUUUCCCAGAAUGUCCUGAUUUUUGCCUCAUAUUUUUGGUCCAUUUUUCAU
Protopterus annectens (West African lungfish) is the source of this 3501-nucleotide messenger RNA. Its product is annotated as ceramide synthase 2-like. The coding region runs from base 483 to 1739 and encodes 418 amino acids. Gene Ontology annotation, cellular component: membrane. Gene Ontology annotation, molecular function: sphingosine N-acyltransferase activity; DNA binding. The transcript is spliced from 12 exons. Gene Ontology annotation, biological process: ceramide biosynthetic process. The record is from RefSeq and is a predicted model, not a curated record. NCBI's taxonomy places the organism in Eukaryota, Metazoa, Chordata, Ceratodontiformes, Protopteridae.